Penicillium diatomitis is the source of this 1935-nucleotide messenger RNA. RefSeq names its product Hsp70 family protein. Bases 1 to 1935 code for a protein of 644 amino acids. Gene Ontology annotation, biological process: cellular response to unfolded protein; protein refolding. Gene Ontology annotation, molecular function: ATP-dependent protein folding chaperone; ATP hydrolysis activity; ATP binding. The record is from RefSeq and is a predicted model, not a curated record. NCBI's taxonomy places the organism in Eukaryota, Fungi, Ascomycota, Eurotiomycetes, Eurotiales, Aspergillaceae. The transcript has 6 exons. Gene Ontology annotation, cellular component: mitochondrion; cytoplasm.
AUGCUCUCUUCACGCAUCUCCCGCGCUCUUCCUCGCGCGGCAUUCGCUCGCUCUCCUGCUUCCAGAUUCCCCGUCGCCCGACGAUGGAACUCAACGGAAGGCGAGAAAGUGAAGGGCCAGGUCAUCGGUAUUGAUUUGGGUACCACUAACUCUGCCGUUGCCAUCAUGGAGGGCAAGACCCCUAAGAUCAUUGAGAACGUUGAGGGUGCCCGCACGACCCCCUCUGUUGUCGGUUUCGCCCAGGACGGUGAGCGUCUUGUCGGUAUUGCUGCCAAGCGUCAGGCUGUCGUCAACCCCGAGAACACCCUCUUCGCUACCAAGCGUCUCAUCGGCCGCAAGUUCACCGAUGCUGAGGUCCAGCGCGACAUCAAGGAGGUCCCCUACAAGAUCGUCCAGCACACCAACGGUGACGCCUGGGUCGAGGCCCGUGGCCAGAAAUACUCUCCUUCCCAGAUUGGUGGAUUCGUCCUCAACAAGAUGAAGGAGACCGCCGAGGCCUACCUUGGCAAGUCUGUCAAGAACGCCGUCGUCACUGUUCCUGCCUACUUCAAUGACUCUCAGCGUCAGGCCACCAAGGACGCCGGUCAGAUUGCUGGUCUGAACGUUCUCCGUGUCGUGAACGAGCCCACCGCUGCCGCUCUUGCCUACGGUCUCGAGAAGGAGCAGGACCGCGUUGUCGCUGUCUACGAUCUGGGUGGUGGUACCUUCGAUAUCUCCGUCCUCGAGAUCCAGAAGGGUGUGUUCGAGGUCAAGUCUACCAACGGUGACACCCACCUUGGUGGUGAGGACUUCGAUAUCACCCUUGUUCGCAACAUCGUUGAGAACUUCAAGAAGGAGUCCGGUGUCGACUUGUCCAACGACCGCAUGGCCAUUCAGCGUAUCCGUGAGGCCGCUGAGAAGGCCAAGAUUGAGCUUUCCUCCUCUCUCCAGACCGAGAUCUCUCUUCCCUUCAUCUCCGCUGGCCCCAGCGGUGCUCUCCACAUCAACCAGAAGAUGACCCGUGCUCAGCUCGAGGCUCUCGUUGAACCCCUGAUCAACCGCACUCAGGAGCCCGUUCGCAAGGCCCUCAAGGAUGCUAACCUGAAGUCUAGCGACAUUCAGGACAUCAUCCUGGUCGGUGGUAUGACCCGUAUGCCCAAGGUCACCGAGUCCGUCAAGUCCAUGUUCGGCCGUGACCCCUCCAAGUCCGUCAACCCCGAUGAGGCCGUCGCCAUCGGUGCCGCCGUCCAGGGUGCCGUCCUGGCUGGUGAGACCCUCGGUGGUGUCUUCACCCGUCUGAUCAACCGCAACACCACCAUCCCCACCAAGAAGUCCCAGACUUUCUCCACUGCUGCUGACAUGCAGACCGCCGUCGAGAUCAAGGUUUACCAGGGUGAGCGUGAGCUCGUCAAGGACAACAAGCUCCUCGGUAACUUCCAGCUCGUUGGUAUUCCCCCUGCCCACCGUGGUGUUCCCCAGAUCGAGGUCACCUUCGACAUUGACGCCGACUCCAUCGUCCACGUCCACGCCAAGGACAAGUCCACCAACAAGGACCAGUCCAUCACCAUCGCUUCCGGCUCUGGUCUCUCUGAUGCCGAGAUCCAGAACAUGGUCGACGAGGCCGAGAAGUACGGCGAGGCUGACAAGGAGCGCAAGGCUGCCAUUGAGGCCGCCAACCGCGCUGACAGCGUUCUGAACGAUACCGAGAAGGCCCUUAAGGACUUCGAGGACCGUCUUGACAAGACCGAGGCUGAGUCCAUCCGCGAGAAGAUUGCCACUCUCCGCGAGUUUGUCGCCAAGAGCCAGUCUGGUGAAGGCACCGCUACCGCCGAGGAGCUCAAGGCCAAGGUUGAUGAGCUCCAGACCGCCUCCCUGACCUUGUUCGAUAAGAUGCACAAGGCUCAGAACGAGCAGCAGCAGCAGCAGAGCCAGGAGCAGGGUGAGAACAAGCAGUAA